Molecule: messenger RNA, 1425 nt
Organism: Plasmodium knowlesi strain H
Lineage: Eukaryota; Apicomplexa; Aconoidasida; Haemosporida; Plasmodiidae
Product: clustered-asparagine-rich protein, putative
Exons: 1
Coding region: 1-1425 (474 amino acids)
Molecular function (GO): RNA binding; protein binding
Source: RefSeq, a predicted model, not a curated record
AUGAGCGAAGAAAUACCGAAUGCAACCAUCGAUGGGGUUCCCAACGAUAGACUACACAUACAGAACAUCCCUCCUCACCUGACGGAAUCUCACCUGAGGAAUUUAUUUGGAAACGCAGGAUAUACCAUAACAGACGUGUGCUAUUUUAAUAAAAACAGAAAACAAUCAAACAAUGGUUUUAUGAACAGGAAGGUUUACAACACUGCCUUGAUUACAUUUAACACACAUGAGGAGGCUUUAAGUGUCUUGAAGAACAUCAAAAGCAUGAUUGAUACGAGCAGACAGGAGAAGAGCAUCGAGGCGAAAUUCGCCGUGCCGAAUGUGAAUAACAAUUCGGGUGGAAAGAAUAAUAAUAGUGGUCAUGGCACUGGGGGGAGCAUCGGAGGUAAUGGAGGCGGCCCACAUGGCCCAUUUGGAAACAUGGGAUCCUCCGGAAAUAACAACUUCCAAAAGAGCUUUAAUAACAACGACGAUUUUAACGGAGGAGGAAUGAACAACUACAAUUAUUUUAACACCACGGGAAAUGUACAAGGAAAUUUAGCAACCAGGAAUAUGAUGAAAGGGAAGAACCCCAAUAAUGGAAUGAUGAUGAUGAUGAAUAAUGUAAACAAUACGAGUGGCAUGAACGGAGUGCUGAGCCCAAAUGACCGCCAGAUGAAUGGAGGCGUGUUUAAUCAGAAAAAUAACUUUAUGCUGAACAAUUCCAACUUGGGUAAUGGGAAAAGUAUUCCCGAAAUGGUGAAAGCCGAUGGGGAAUUCUCCCCCCGGGCGAGCGGCAAUAUUGGGGACAUGCACAGUGUCGGUGCCAUUAGCGGGGUUGGCCCUGUUGGUGGUGUGAACGGUAUGAACGGUCUGCAGGGCGAAGGGGUCGGAAGCGGAAACCACGGUAACGCACACGGUAAUGCACAUGGAGGAAGUGGUCCCGCUAUGUUCAGGCAAAUGCAAAACAACAACAACGGAAAUGUCUUCCAAUCGAGCGAUCCCGUAAUGGAAGAAUGUAAUGAAAAUAUUGAAGGCCUAAGUCUGUGGGAGAUUUACAAGGAUAAGAACAACAACACCUAUUAUUAUAAUAACCUCACGAAACAUAGUCAAUGGAACAAACCCGUACACCCAAAUAAAUUGUUCCAUUUUAAUAAUAACGAUAAAACCAAGUUGAAUGGUCCCAAUGGAAGCAACUUAUUUAUUUUUCACAUACCAAGUGAAUGGACCGACUUGGACUUAUUCCAACACUUUUGUUGUUUCGGAAAUAUAAUAUCGUCUAAAAUUCAGAGAGACAACACGGGUAGGAACUCUGGCUUCGGCUUUGUGAGCUACGACAAUAUCCUGAGUGCACAGCAUGCCAUUCAAUUUAUGAAUGGCUACUUUGUGAAUAAUAAAUAUUUGAAGGUGCAACUGAAGAAGGGGGAGGGCGCGGAAAAGGCCUAG